Messenger RNA from Fusarium coffeatum, 891 nucleotides. RefSeq lists its product as uncharacterized. NCBI's taxonomy places the organism in Eukaryota, Fungi, Ascomycota, Sordariomycetes, Hypocreales, Nectriaceae. The record is from RefSeq and is a predicted model, not a curated record. Bases 1 to 891 code for a protein of 296 amino acids. The transcript is spliced from 2 exons.
AUGAAGAAAGUCUUUUCCCUGACAGCCUUGGCUUCCUCGGCCGUCGCAUUUCGUGGCGGUUGGGGCUUCGACGGGUCUCCUGGCGACUUCUCUACGACAGAAUGGCAGGCUCGCUUCGAGGAUGCCAACGCAACAGGAAUAUACUAUUUCGACGCCUACAAUGUCUCGGAAAGCUUCCCACCCAACAAGACUGUCAGUGGCUGGUCGGCUACCAUUCGAGUAGCCAACAUCACCGACGACCCCGAAGAAGGGAGCGUCCCGUACCCAGGUACCGACAUCAGUAUCAAAGCUCCGGAUGGGAUGAAGAUGCCAGAGUCCAACUCUACCGAGUGGCAGGCCUGCAUGGCAGUCUGGACUCCUGGAAUCCUAACUUCCGGGGCUACUAGCGAUGCUCAACACGACGAUGGAGACUGUAGCUCGUUUCUUUCGGAUGAAUGUAUUGAUGCCAUUAAAGCUUCAGCAGCUGGCUUUCACUUCGAUGGCGAGAGAUGUACCACUGUCCCUUCCAUCCCUGAAGUAUGCAAGAAGUGGUAUGGGGAGUCAGGCGACGUACCUAGUGGCACCAUCAGUGGAAAUUUCAGCAGUAUAUUCAACGGCAGCACUAUGUUCAGUGGGCGUCCGCUGCUGGUAGGAGACAGCGAACGCGUGCAGACCGAGGAGGAAGCUUAUAGUGAGGCGAUUCGUAGUGUUUAUACGGUUAUGAUCAACUGGGGCCGACGUAAUUCGUUUUCUUGGAGCUCAGAUGAUAUCUUGCAGCCUACACUAUUGUGCUUACGUACAAGGAACAUCACAGAAGGAAGUGAGGAUCCCAAUACUGGUACAAGAGCAGCGGUUCAUGCACCCAUGGCGCUGGGUAUGUCCAUGUUAGCUGCAGUUCUGCUGGUGUACUAA